This is a messenger RNA of Alligator sinensis (Chinese alligator), 1608 nucleotides long. RefSeq names its product solute carrier family 39 member 8 (gene SLC39A8). Gene Ontology annotation, cellular component: membrane. Gene Ontology annotation, biological process: zinc ion import across plasma membrane; intracellular zinc ion homeostasis. NCBI's taxonomy places the organism in Eukaryota, Metazoa, Chordata, Crocodylia, Alligatoridae. The transcript has 7 exons. The record is from RefSeq and is a predicted model, not a curated record. The annotation marks the transcript as partial. Gene Ontology annotation, molecular function: zinc ion transmembrane transporter activity.
AUACAAUUUGCUUUGUUCAUUUUGCUCCAGUGCCUGUCUGCUGAGGACAUCUUUUUUCUUCAUGGGUUGCCGAAUAACAGCCAGAUAACAAAUUCCAGUCUCCACACGAUAUGUCCUGCUGUCUUACAACAGCUGAUUUUUCACCCUUGUGAAAGCCAGAAGUCCAAGAGCAAAUCAAAACCAACUCCAUCAGAAGUUUGGGGUUUUGGAUUCCUGGCCGUGACUAUCAUUAGCCUUGCAUCACUUCUGGGAUUGGUCUUAACUCCUCUCUUAAAGAAACCAUAUUUCCCCAAGAUUUUAACAUAUUUUGUGGGCUUGGCCAUUGGGACUCUCUUUUCUAAUGCAAUUUUCCAGCUCAUCCCAGAGGCAUUUGGAUUUGAUCCCAAAAUAGAUAACUAUGUUGAGAAAGCAGUAGCUGUGUUUGGUGGAUUCUAUAUUCUCUUCUUUGUGGAAAGGAUUCUUAAAAUGGUAUUGAAGAUCUAUGGCCAGGGUGACCACAAUCACUUUGAAAUUAAUGAAAAGAAUAUUCCCCAGGAUAAUGGUAAUCUACCCAAACCAGUGAAAUCCAGCAAUGGAAUCACAUGCUAUGCAAAUUCAGCUGUAGUAGAGCCUAAUGGAACUCUUUCCUAUGACAAUAUCAGUGUGGAUCCUGGUCAGGAAGAAAAAAACCAAAGGUGCUCAUGUAAAUGUUUUAAGGGGCCCGCACUAUCCGAGAUUGGAACAAUUGCCUGGAUGAUCACACUGAGUGAUGCUUUACAUAACUUCAUUGAUGGUCUGGCUAUUGGUGCCUCCUUUACCUUGUCUCUUCUUCAGGGACUUAGUACAUCCAUAGCAAUCUUAUGUGAAGAGUUCCCUCAUGAACUUGGAGAUUUUGUCAUUUUGCUUAAUUCAGGAAUGAGCACUCGCCAGGCUUUGUUUUUCAACUUCCUUUCAGCCUGCUCCUGCUACAUCGGGCUGGCUUUUGGCAUAUUAGUGGGCAACAAUUUUGCUCCUCACAUCAUCUUUGCAUUAGCUGGUGGCAUGUUCCUGUACAUUUCUCUGGCAGAUAUGUUCCCAGAGAUGAAUGACAUGGUAAGAGAAGAAGUAACGGGAAGGAAAAAAGAUUUAACCUUCUUCCUCAUCCAGAAUGCUGGUUUACUGACAGGAUUUGCUGCUAUACUACUGAUUACCUUGUAUGCAGGAGACAUCGAGUUGGAAUAAUGUGACUGAAGAUGUUACCAAUAAUGAAGACAUUAAGUAAAUUAAAAAUGGAAGAACACUUGAAAUCCAUACAGGGACUUUCAGUUCAUCUGCUUGGUUUUAAACAAUGACCCUGUUUUCUUCUGGAAACUACAGAAAAUUAUAUUCUCCUUUUAGGACUCCCAAAUCAGUCCUAUAAAGGGGACUUUCAACUUCUACAUAUUACAGAAACCUGAUUGAGAGAUUUGUAUUUUAAUUGAAUACCUGCAUAAUGAUAAAAAUAGCAUUAUAUGUUCAAUGGAAUUAAGCAGCAGGCAAUGCACACGUACUCCAUAUGACUCGGAUUAAAUGGAAGAGGGAUUCCUUGAGAAGGACAUCAAUAUAGAAGAAAAUUGGUGAAAACUCAUGGCCUUAUUGCAAGUAUUGUGA